UUUUUUUGCGGGAACCCAUCAUGCCCUUGCGAUGUAGCGAGGAGAAACCCAAGGAUGAAACUGCUUUGGAGAGCUAAAAUGAGCUCGAUUCAGGACUGGGGUGAAGAGGUAGAGGAAGGAGCUGUUUACCAUGUCACCUUGAAAAGGGUGCAGAUUCAACAGGCUGCCAAUAAAGGAGCGAGAUGGCUAGGGGUUGAAGGGGACCAACUGCCCCCAGGGCAUACUGUCAGCCAGUACGAGACAUGUAAGAUCCGGACAAUAAAAGCUGGUACCCUAGAGAAGCUUGUGGAGAACUUGCUGACAGCUUUUGGGGACAAUGACUUUACCUACAUCAGCAUUUUUCUGUCGACCUACAGGGGAUUUGCCUCUACAAAAGAGGUACUGGAACUUCUCCUUGACAGAUAUGGAAACCUGGAAACCUCAAACUGUGAAGAAGAUGGGAGUCAGAACUCUGCCGAGACCAAAACAGUACUCAGGAAUGCAAUAGCUUCCAUCCUAAGAGCAUGGCUAGACCAGUGCUCUGAAGACUUCCAGGAGCCACCCCAUUACCUUUGUUUGCGGAAACUUUUGGAUUAUCUGACGCGGAUCAUGCCAGGGUCAGACCCAGAGAGAAGGGCACAGCACCUGUUGGAGCAGUUUCAGAAACAAGAACUAGUGAACGACACUGGGAUCCUUGACGCGCUUGCCCUUGAGGAAGAAAUGGAAAUUGGUGGAUCAGAAGAGUUCUCAGUUUUCCCAGAGGACCUUGUGGCAGAACAGCUAACCUAUGUGGAUGCCAAACUGUUUAAGAGAGUGGUACCGCAUCACUGUUUGGGCUGCAUCUGGUCUCGGAGAGAUAAGAAAGAAAACAAGCACUUGGCCCCCACCAUCAGAGCCACCAUCGCGCAGUUCAAUGCUGUGACCAAAUGUGUUGUUAAUACCAUCCUGAAUGGCAAGGAACUGAAAACGCAGCAGCGAGCCAAGAUCAUAGAGAAGUGGAUCAAUAUUGCACAUGAAUGUAGGAUCCUGAAGAAUUUUUCCUCUUUGAGGGCCAUCGUUUCAGCUCUGCAGUCGAACUCCAUAUAUCGGUUAAAGAAGACAUGGGCAUCUGUCGCAAAGGACAGGAUGUUGAUGUUUGAAGAACUGUCAGAAAUUUUCUCGGACCACGACAACUAUUUGACAAGCCGAGAGCUGCUCAUGAAGGAAGGAACUUCUAAAUUUGCAAAUCUGGACAGCAGUGUGAAAGAGAACCAGAAGAGAACUCAGAGGCGGCUUCAAUUGCAAAAAGAUAUGGGCGUAAUGCGGGGCACUGUUCCUUACCUUGGUACUUUUCUGACUGACUUGACGAUGCUCGAUACAGCUCUGCAGGACUACGUUGAGGGAGGGCUAAUAAACUUUGAGAAGAGAAGAAGGGAGUUUGAAGUAAUCGCUCAGAUUAAGCUCUUGCAAUCCUCCUGUAACAGCUAUUGCAUGACUUCAGACGGAAAAUUCAUCCAGUGGUUCAGGAGACAGCGGCAUUUAACAGAGGAGGAGAGCUAUGCCCUUUCUUGUGAGGUUGAAGCAGCUGUCGACACAACGACCACGUCGCCCAAACCUCGGAAGAGCAUGGUGAAGCGGUUGAGUCUGCUGUUUCUGGGAUCUGAUCUACUUGCCAACAGCACCCCUACCAAAGAGCAGCCCAAGUCUACUCCGAGCGGGAGCUCUGGCGAGAGCAUGGAUUCCGUCAGCGUGUCCUCCUGCGAGUCAAAUCACUCCGAGUCUGAGGACGUCUGCAUCACCCCCACUGACACCCCCGAUGAGCCUCAGAAGAAGCUCUCAGAGUCCUCCUCCUCUUGUUCCUCCCUCCAUUCCAUGGACACGUCUUCCUCAGGGGUGUCGUCCUUCACCAACCCUCUGUCAUCUCCGCCUUCACUGGCCAGCAACCCCAAAAUCCAUCAGCGCUCCAUCUCUGUCACCUCCAUUACCUCAACCAUUUUGCCUCCCGUUUACAACCAACAGAACGAAGACACCUGCAUCAUCCGCAUCAGCGUCGAAGACAACAAUGGGAACAUGUACAAGAGCAUCAUGUUGACCAGCCAAGACAAGACUCCGGCGGUCAUCCAGAGAGCGAUGUUGAAACAUAACCUGGAGUCCGAUCCUGUAGAGGAGUAUGAGCUUGUGCAGGUCAUCUCAGAGGACAAAGAAUUAGUCAUCCCAGACAGUGCAAAUGUCUUUUACGCCAUGAACAGCCAGGUGAACUUUGACUUCAUCUUACGGAAGAAAAACUCUCUUGAUGGGGAGGUGAAACUGAGAAGUCGGUCCAGCUUGACUCUUCCCAGGACCACCAAGAGGGGGUGCUGGAGCAACAGAAACAGCAAAAUCACCCUCUGAGAGUGGGCCAGCCGACACAAAAGAGAUGGGGGGUUUUUAAAGACACCGAUUAAGGCAUCUAGUAUUGCAAGGUCUCCGGAAAUGAAUGUGUCAGUAUUCAGCUUUGGGAAAUGCAAAGCCAGCGUUUGCUGUUCAGCAUAUGUAAAUUUAGAUGCGGACAAAAUGGGACGGAGCGGAGAAGAGACCUACAGCCACCCUUUUAAUUUUUUUCCUUUUUUUGCACAGUGUUCAAGAAUACAAGGCCACUUUUUUGGCUGGGAAGGAAAAGGAACUGUGCACCCGACCAGACAGCCCUUCCAAGUCACCUCUUCUUCAACUACUCUCAGUUCUCUCUUGUGCCAGUAUUAAUUCGGAGUACUCUGGAUUUAUUUUUUAUGAAUGGAAGAAAGCUGUCGCCAUUUAAGCACCAUCUGUUAUUUACAGGAGGAGAAGGUGCAUAAAACUGACAGUUGGCCAAAUCGCAGCAAUGAAUGGAUGGUGCAAAUGGGCUGCUGCUUCGGGAGAGGUAGCAGAGCUGCUGCUGAAAACAGGGAGGCCCCAUCAUUCUCACGUCACCCUGCCUCAGUCUCCGGAGACACAUCAGGCACUUCUGUCUCAUUGUAUUGGGCUGGGCUUUUCCCCCCAGCCAUGCGAUCAAAGCUGGAACAAGUGCAUUUCCCACCCAAAGAACAUGAAAGUAAAUACAGGGAUGCCCUUUUGCGUUGUUUGGUAGAGAACAAGUCAAAAUAAUGCAGACACUACUCCUUUUAAUGCCACUACAUUGUUCUCCUAAUGCUAUGCUAAUCUAUUUAUCAAAAAAAAAGAGUCAAAGUAUGUAUCUUUGAAGAGUGCAAUUUUACACCCCUUCAGGUGUGGAGCUGUUUACCUGUAUUCAGCCACAUUGGCAUUGUGGCAAAACAUGUAAUCUUUUUUUUUAAUAGCCUACAAAAAGCAAAACACAUACACACACAACUUAGUUGCCUGCAUCCUGAGAAAUACCACAGCACUUUACGAUGCGUGUGGAAUUCGUUAGGCUGAAAAGGAAAAGGAAAAUCUAUGGGAUCUUCCUUCUCCUAGAAUACGCCUCUCUAACUUAAAUGAGCUUCCUGACAUGGUACAGCCCUUAAAGGGUUACAGGAUUUAGCUUUUCUUCUAGAGCCUUGCCCUGGUCCACCAUGCUGCUGUUCUUGGGGGACUUUCUUUGACAGGCAUGCGAAUGACAGGGGAGGUGAGCGGUCUCUCUCCCUUCAGAGCACAAGCGAUAGCGGUGCAGAAUCACAGAAACGGUCGACCUAAAAGCCAUAAGGGAAACACUGGAUUGUGAGCAGAUCAGCUGCAACUGGUGAGGUAGUGCCGUGGACAAGAAGAGGCAGUCCGUGCCCAGCCGUAGGCACCCUUACGGGCAGGUGGCCCUCUGCCACUCCAGCUGCCGGGUGUCCCUUGCCGAUAAGCGUGUGUGGGCUCCCCUCUCUCCCGGGUCAGCUUUCAUCCAACGGCAGUGGUACCUUCCUCUUUUCUGACCCAUCACGCCACCUUCUCUGGCUGUAGCUGGAGCCAGUGUUCCCUCUAAGCUGAGUUAGGGUGAGCUUGCUCACAUUUUUUUAU
This is a messenger RNA of Gekko japonicus, 3933 nucleotides long. RefSeq names its product ral guanine nucleotide dissociation stimulator-like 1 (gene RGL1). Lineage: Eukaryota; Metazoa; Chordata; Lepidosauria; Squamata; Gekkonidae. Gene Ontology annotation, biological process: positive regulation of GTPase activity; Ras protein signal transduction. The transcript is spliced from 18 exons. The record is from RefSeq and is a predicted model, not a curated record. Bases 55 to 2349 code for a protein of 764 amino acids. Gene Ontology annotation, cellular component: plasma membrane. Gene Ontology annotation, molecular function: guanyl-nucleotide exchange factor activity.